This is a messenger RNA of Haliotis rufescens (red abalone), 3838 nucleotides long. RefSeq lists its product as uncharacterized. Bases 1859 to 3472 code for a protein of 537 amino acids. NCBI's taxonomy places the organism in Eukaryota, Metazoa, Mollusca, Gastropoda, Lepetellida, Haliotidae. The record is from RefSeq and is a predicted model, not a curated record. The transcript has 3 exons.
GGUAUAGGUAUAUGAAUCUGGCUCCAGUGGAAGUGAGCCAGAACCAUCAUUACCUAUACUACUCCCUUCCCUGUUCGUCAUAUAUUGAUGAUGUCAUCAAGAAUCGAAUAUUCAUUAAAUGCUACAUUCGGCACUUAAUGUUAGACUGGGUAUGCCUGCCAUUAAUAAGAGUGAUUACAUGACACAAGUUGCCCCUACGCACAACAGCCGAGCAUCGUUGAACUUUUCUACUAUCUGGUUAAGAAACUAACUCUAAAAUGCACGUUGACAUGGCCAUAAUCAGGGACUUAGAUUAUGUCAACAAACAGAUGAUUAAUUUCAGUUCAUACAUUAACUGGAUUGCAGCUGCAAUUCUCCACGUCAUACCCCGAACAAUCAGAACGUAGGCCUACACUUAGACACCCCACGGAGAUGACACUACAGCAGACCGGAUUAAUCCACAGCUCACUGGAACACAUACUGAAGAUGCAGGAAGAUCUUCAAUCAGCACAAGACUGGAUAUCAGCACAGUUCCUGCUAAAGAUGAUCAUCCCACUUCGCAGAGGAGGAAGCAGAAGCAGUCCCCGAAGGGGAUACCACCGGAAAUGCCUUCAGACCCUACCGACAUCGCUUGCCCAAUGGAUAACGAGUUAGAACUACAGAAGAUCAAAGAUACGACCACAUCGAAUCCAGUCGAACUAGCCGGUUUACAGACAUCGACCCAAGAUUACACAAGUUCAGCAAGGGGCUAUCAGCAUCUUAAAGGAGUCAGAGACCACUCACGGGUUCUACUCCCCAGUAUUCCAGGUACCUACGCUUUGCAGUCAACGGUCAGAGAUACCAGUUCAGGGUACUACCAUUCGGCAUAUCCUUAGCCCCAUGGUUAUUCACCAGGUUCACCAAUCCCAUCAUCGGUUUGCGCCCAUAUCAGUUCAUAAGGCUUCUCGGAUAUAUAGACGAUUUCCUAUUGGCCGAUCAGGACAAUCGCAAUUAGUUUAAACACAGUGUGCCUCACUACUAACACUCUUAGGUUUCCUGGUUCACCCACUAAAACAGAGCUAGUACCCACACAGGCAUCACCUACAUAGGCGCAAGAUUCUACUCAACAAGGGCAUAGCAGCACCCCCAGAAAACAGAUAUGCAAGAGUAGAGCACACGAUAACAAGCCCACUCGAUCAGGCCGUCAAGUCGAGACGCUGGUGGAUGUCUCGCCUAUGCCCGUUCACAUCUAUCCAAGAUUUAACCUACAGAGGCACAUGGUCUCAGCCUUUACUGAAGGAGGUUACAUGUUUAUAUGCCUUGGUAGACUCAGUUAGUUGCAAGAUCGAAGCAAGACACAUACCGGGCAAGCUAUAUACCCUAGCAGAUUACCUAUCCCGGAAGAACAAGAUAGUACCCACAGAAUGGUCACUACAUCCCGAGGUGUUCAAGUGGAUAACCCAGCUAUGGGAUACUCCAAACCUAGAUCUAUUCGCCACAUGUCUCAACAACAAUCUACCAGUCUACGUCAGCCCGGUACCAGACCCACAAGCACUCCAAGUCGAUGCGCUCGCCAUGGAAUGGGAGGGAAUGUUUGCAUACACUUUUCCCUCAUGGGCUCUCGUAGACAGAGUACUGAAGAAAAUAGAGGAAACAGACUGUGUCAUAAUCCUCAUAGCCCCGGCAUGGCCAGAAAGGGCUUGGUUUCCGAGACUUCUACAACCUCUGGUAGAAGUACCUCUGAAACUCCCAGUAUGUCACGACCUAUUCGACUUUCCGAAAAGUCAAGUUCAAUGAGAGUUAUCCGUCUUGAGUUGGAACUCUUCAAUUGGUUGGAUGAACUUCCGCCGAGUAGUGUCAACUUCCGUCGAAAAUAGCGCGCUGCUUCGAAGCUGUCAAAAUGGGGAAGCAAUACUGCUGUAUUUGUAGCAAUUUUAGGGGAAAGAUAGUCGGUGAAAGAAUAGUAUCUCUACACGUCAUUCCAGUAAGCAAGUCCCUACGACAAGCGUGGAUAAGGCGACUUCGGUUAGUGAGAAAAGACCUCACAGUGACCAAGCACACGGAAAUAUGCUCAGAACAUUUCGUGGGUGGUAACGGUCCAGGCAUAGGGCAUGAUGUUCCAUCGAUUUUUCCGAAGAAAAAUUACAGUACUUGCACAGUGUCUGAUGCUGACUUUGUUGAUACCUCUAAGCCAAAUGAAAGCCCAUUCAAGCAGGCCUGUGACCCUGAAUCUCCCAAAGUGACUAUGCAGAUACACGGAGGGACUCCUCAGUCUGAUGAAAUUGAACAUCAUUCCACAACAUUCAGUCAAGGUGCCAGAUCCUAUGACGUUGCAUCAAUUAUGCUGCAUGACUACUGUGAGGCUGUGUGUGAAGACGACAUCAGUUGCAUAAGAUAUGGAUCAUCGCAAACAGAAAUGGUGGAAGUUAGAAGCAUGUCUACUCAAACUGACGAUGUAAUGUUCCAGUGUUUAAAUCCUGAGAAAACAUCCUGUGCAAUGACUCAGACUGAGACUGAAAAUAAAAAAGUCUUUCGCAAUCAAGCCACUCAAGUCAAACUUCCUGAUUUAACAUUUUUUGAUGUGAAGAAUGAUUCAGAAUUGGUAACCUAUUAUACAGGUCUUGUGGAUGCAGAAAAGUUUUCAUGUUUAUUUGACAAGUUUUCUGAGGUUCAUGACAGGGACUAUCCAACUUCCAAUAUCGGAUGCCCUAAAUCUUUGUCUUUGAUAGACGAGUUCUUUCUAGUGUUGAUGCGUCUUAGACUUGGACUCCUAGUUGUUGCUUUAUCAAAGCGAUUUCAUAUUUCCAGAAGCUGCUGUGCUGAUGUCAUUAAUAGAUGGAUUGAUAUUUUGUACAACAAUUUAUCCUUCCUAGUUGUCUGGCCAUCAAUGGAUACUAUUAAUACAACUAUGCCUCAAGGUUUUAAAGAUCUGUAUCCAAAUACAAGGGUUGUUAUAGAUUGUACAGAAUUAUUUACAGAAAAACCUUACUCUAUUGGUAAACAGUCACAAAUGUACAGUCAUUAUAAAAGUCACAUAACAUUUAAAGCGCUUGUUGGUGUCACUCCAAAUGGUGUUGUUAGCUUUGUCUCUGACUUGUGGUCAGGAGCUAUAAGUGACCGGCAAAUAACAGUAGAAUCAGGACUUUUAGAUUUGUGUGAUGUAGGUGAUGCAAUCAUGGCGGAUAAGGGAUUUACAAUCUCAGACUUGACAACACCAAAAGGUAUACUCCUAAUAAUUCCACCAAAGAAACAUAAGAGAAAACAGCUGACUGCUGUAGAAAUUGAACAAACUAGGAGAAUAGCGAACUUGAGAAUCCAUGUUGAAAGGCACAUGGAACGUGUCAAGAAUUUCAGAAUUUUGCAGGGUAUAAUUCCAAUUACAAUUUCAAAAUCUGUAAACAAAAUCUGGAAAAUCUGUAAUGCUUUGACUACUCUGCUUCCCCCUCUUUAUCCUCAUGACCAAGAAAUUGAUGACAAUUACUUCUUUGAUGACAGUUCCUUGCUUGCUCUGUAAUUAGUAGGAUUAGCAUAAUCUUAUUGCAGCUCCAGAUGUGAAUGGUCACUUGAUAUUUUCUGCUAUAUUUAAACUUAAUAAUCAUGGUAUCAUGAUAACAAUUUGUAUUGAAAACAUUGAGCCAAAUAAGUCUAGACAAAUAAGUCUAUUUUUGUCGAAUAUGACUAUUGACAUGACCACCUACUGGCUGUCUAUUUUUGUUUUACUUAUUGAAUCAAAGCAUUGAUAUAAAAAUCCUGACUCUUCAUAUAAGUAGAUAAACAAUUUCAUGUUUUAGCUGUGACAGCAGGAUCAUAGUCCCAUGGUUCUAAUUUUUGUAACAAUAACUAAAAAUGAAAGAAAUAAACGCUUGAUGAUUUUCUUUAA